Molecule: messenger RNA, 10143 nt
Organism: Plasmodium gallinaceum
Lineage: Eukaryota; Apicomplexa; Aconoidasida; Haemosporida; Plasmodiidae
Product: conserved Plasmodium protein, unknown function
Exons: 5
Coding region: 1-10143 (3380 amino acids)
Source: RefSeq, a predicted model, not a curated record
AUGGAUUAUAAGUUUAUUUUGAAAAAACAAGAAUUAUAUGUCAAUAUCGACAUGAACAAUAAGGUAAUAGAAGGAAAUACUGUCAUGAAUAUAUCACUUAAUUUACCUAUAUAUUAUUUGUAUGAUGAAAUUGAUUUUAUGAAGAAUAAUUAUGAUUUAAAAAGAAUAAAAAUUAUUAAAGGAGAAAAAAAAGAAAAAGAGGAAAAAGAAGAAAAUGAAGAAAAAGAGGAAAAUGAAGAAAAAGAAGAAAAAGAAGAAAAAGAAAAUAAAAGGAACACAAAAGAAAUAUUUCUUGAGGAUGACGAAGCUUAUAUUAAUUUUCAAAAAAAGAAAAAAGAUAAAAAAUUAUUUAUGGUUGUUCAUAUUCCAAAUAACAUUCAUUCAAGUAAGUAUUAUGAUAUUAAAUUAAAUGAAAAAGAUGAAAAAAGAUAUUAUAUAAUAUAUAAUAGCUUAAAAGAAAAUUUACAUGUUUUCGAAAAAAAAAAUGAAAAUAAUGAAUACGAUAAUGACGGAAAUAUAAAACCUUUAACAAAAAAAAAGAAAAAUUCAAAACUAAUUAAAAUGAAUAAAAAUAAAAAAAUAAUUUCCUCAUUUCAAGAAAAGGAUUCUAGUUACAGCAAAGAUCUUUCUAUAAAUGAAAAAAUGUCAUUAAAAAAUAAAAUGAACUCUAAUAAUUAUUUAACAAAUAUCACAGACAGUGGAGAAGAAAUAAAUAAUGAAAAUAUAUGUCCAUAUAAUGAAUCAGUAAAUAUAAAAUCUUUUAAAUACCACCAUAUUGAAACAAGAAAAGAACAAAGCACAAAAAAGGAAGUAGAGCAGACAUAUACAGGAGAUCAUUAUGAAAAUGAUAUAGUAAAAAAUGAAUAUAUAGGAGAAAAAAAAAAAAAAAAAAAAGAUAUAAACGAAUAUGUUUUAAAACAAGACAAUAUGUGUAAUAAUAAGUACAAAAUAGUUAAAAACGAAGAAAAUAUGUGUAGAGAAGAGCAACCAGAAUUAUAUUUUAAAGAAAAAGGAAGUAAAACAGAAGAUAUAAAAGAAAAAAAGCUGAUAAUAGAUAGAAAAAAAAAAUAUAAAGAAAAAAAAACAAAAAGAAAAAAUGAAAUAGAAGAUAAAGAAAGGGAUAAAGAUAAUAAAAAAUUUAAUGAAAAAGAUACUGAUGAAGACGAAAAAGAAAAUUAUGAACGAAAAAAAGGAGAAGGAAGUAGAGAAGAUGAAGAAGAAGAUGAAGAAGAAGAAGAGGAAGAAGAAGAAGAGGAGAAAGAUGAAGAUGAAGAAGAAGAAGAAGAGGAAGAUGAAGAAGAAGAGGAAGAAGAGGAAGAGGAAGAAGAGGAAGAGGAAGAAGAGGAAGAAGAAGAAGAGGAAGAGGAAGAAGAGGAAGAAGAGGAAGAAGAAGAAGUAGAAGAAGAAGAAGAAGAAGAGGAAGAUGAAGAGGAAGAGGAGGAGGAAGAUGAAGAAGAAGAAGAAGAAGAGGAAGAAGACGAAGAAGAAGAAGAGGAAGAAGACGAAGAAGAAGAGGAGGAAGAAGAUGAAGAUGAAGAUGAAGAGGAAGAGGGAGAAGAGGCAGAGGAAGAAAAGGAGGAAGAUGAAGAUGAUAAUAAAAAUAACAAUGGUGAAAAAAAUUGUAACAUAAAUGAUUAUAUUAAUGUGAAAAGUUUGGGUGAAGAAGAACUAGAAGAAUAUAGAAAUAAUGAAAUAGGAGAAAAUAAAUAUGAAAGAUACCAUAAAGCAGAAAGCAAUAGAAGCGAAAAAAAGUCAAAAUUUUAUUAUAAUGAAAAUUAUGAAAAAAAUAAAAUUAAAAAAGACAAAAAAAAAAAAAGGAAGAAAAAAAAUAAUUUUGAUAUUAUAGAUUUUCUUUCUUUAAAUAAAUAUAUAGAUGAAAAUAAUUUAAAGGAAGAUAGCUAUAUGUUCAUAGCAAUAAAUGAAGAAAUUUUCAAUAGAGAAAAGGAAAGAAAUUAUGAGAAAUUUCAAGAUUUUUGUAAAAAUGAUACUAUUUUAAUAAAUAAAAAAGAACAGUAUAAUAUAAAAAUAAAUAUAACUGUGAAUAUAAAUUUUAAGUUUUUCAAUUUAACUUCAUAUUAUAAUAAAGUGUAUUUUAAAAAUAAUGAUAAUUUACUUAUAACAUUGCAAAACUAUGCUAAAGGUAAUACUUGGUUUCCAACAUUAUCUAAAUUUGAUAGUGUUUAUUCAAGAUGUUCAUGGCUAUGUGUAUUUAAAAUUUCUAAACCUUAUUUUGUUAUUUCAUCAAACAGUUUGAUAAAUAUUUAUGAAAUGUUUGAUAAAAAUUGUUUUGUUUAUAAGACUACAAAUAAAAAGAGUAAACUUUUUCCUGAUCAAAUUGGUUUAUUUGCUGGUAAUUUUAUUUUUUUACAUUUAAAUAAUUUAAAUUUUAAAGAUUUUCAAAAAAUUGAUUAUGAGUUUUUAUAUAAAAAUGAGUUUUUUUCUAAAAGUGGUAAGAUACAUUCCACUGAACAAUAUAGUAAAUCAAAAAAUAAAAGUAAUGCAAAUAAAAAUAAUCCUGAUAUGUUGAAAAACAAAAAAAUGAAUUUUAGCGAACAUCAUAAGCAAAAUGUAAAUUCUUCAUUAAAAAGAAAAUAUAGUUCUUUAAACAAUUUAAGUAAUGAUUAUUACAAAGAUAUAAAUGAUAUGGGUAUUGAUAAGGAUGAAAAUAAUGAUGAGAAUAAUGAUGAAAACAGAGAAAAAAAAAAAAAAAAAAAAAUAUUAUUGAAUGAAAAUGAUAUUUACAAUAAAAAUAAUUAUAGAGAUAAUGUUACAAAUGAGGAAUAUUACAACGUAAAGAAAAAUUUUUAUUUAAAUGAUUAUGAAUUAGAAGAAAAUUGUAAUAGUAUUAGCACAACAUAUGAUUAUCUUAUAAAAAAUAAUAUUAAAGAAGAGAAAUAUAAUUAUUAUGAAAAAAUAAAUAAUAAAAUUGUUCCAAAUAUUUUUGUAUUUUCUAUAAAAAAUUAUGAAAAUGAAUUAAUUUAUUCUAAUCUUCAUAUAGGUCAUAUAUUAAAAUGUUUUUUUGAUAUUAGUAAAGAAAGUUUUCCUUAUGAUAACUUAAUAAUAUUAUUUAUUCCUUUAAAUUUUUCUAAUUUUGAAAAAUAUUAUAAUUCAGAAAAUAUUGAAUGUUCUAUUAAUUCUCACACAUAUGAUGACAUUAAAAAUGGAUAUAAUUUAUUUUCUAAUAGCAAUAUAUUAAAUUAUAAAAUAACAGAACCAUAUGUAUAUUUAAAAAAUAAUAAAUAUUUUAUAUUUGGAAAUGUUAUUAUAUUUUCAACUCAGAUUUUACACAAUAUAUAUGAUGUAUUAUUUAAUAUAAAUAUUUAUAGUUAUAAGAUUAUAAUAGCUGAAGGAAUUUUAUCUUUAUGGUUUGAAUAUUAUAGUAACUUAUUAAAAAAUGAAAAUAUUUAUUUUAUUUAUAUGCUUAAAUGCUUUGCUUUACAAAAAUAUAUUGAAAAUAUAUUUGGUAUAGUUGAAUUGAAUGCGAUUUUUUAUGAGAUAAGAGAAAGAUAUUGUUCAUUGGUAGAAAUUUUUGGAGACGUUAAUUUAUACCAUUUUUACGAAAAAAAUAAAAAUAAUGUAUCAGAAAAUUUUAUUAGUCACUAUGUUUUUAAUAAUAUAUUUUUUCUUAAAUGCUUUUUAUGUGUGAGAAUAUUUUUUAAUAUCCUUAAAAAUUUUCCAUUUUGUAAUUCUAUUCAUCAAUAUUGUUUUUCAUUAUUUUUUACCUACUUCAAAAAUAAGAAAAAAGUGAUACAGUCUACAAAAUUUUGGAAAAAAGUUUUUAAUGAAUGUACAAGGAGAUAUAUAGAAAAUUAUAAGCAAAUGCCAAAAAAUAAAUUUAAAAUGAAAAAAGUAGACUUAAAUAUAAGUGAGUUAAAAAACGAGGAGCAUGAACAAUAUCAAUUAUUUGAAAAAUAUUUUUAUUAUUUUUUUAAAACAUAUAUUAAAGGAUAUGGUGUAUGUCAAUAUAUUUUAACAUUUAAUGUUCAUUUGCAAAGAAAAGGAACAUCAAUGGAUAGUUUUAAUUUCCUAAUUAGUCAAAACUCUAUAAAUCCAUUUUACUUUGUUGAUGAAAAUUUUCAUUCUAAUUAUUUUCUUUCUGAUAUCUCUUCAAUGACCGUUUAUGAUUUGUUAGAAUUGAAUAAAUAUAUUGAAUUAAAAAAUUUUAUUAAUGAUUUCAAUAAAGACAAAAAAAUGAAUAAGUAUUUAGAUAAAAUAUAUUUUGAUAAAUUAUUUGAAAUUCCUUAUAUAAUUGAUUUUUAUAACCUUGAAGAAAAUUUUUUGUCAUUUUUAAAAAAAAAUUACUAUCAUAUAGAUCAUUUUUAUGAAUAUCCAAUAAAAGAAUUUAGUAAAAAAUAUGUUAAAUAUAUUAAAAAACAUAUUGUAAAAAAAAAUAAAAAUUAUUUCUUUAUAAAAGAGAGAAUAAAAAAAAAAAGUAAUACGAAAUAUACACAUAUAAAUAAAAUGAAUCAUAUAAAAAAUAUUAAUAAAAAGAUGGAAAUUAAAGAAAGAGAUAUGGACACAAAUAUAAAAAGUGACGCUGAUUUUGGAAAUACUGAUAGCUAUCAUAACAAUAUGAGUAAAAGUGAUAAAAGAGAAAAUAGUAUGGAAGAGAUUACACUUAAAGAAAGUGAUAAAAAAGAUAAUGUUGACAAUAAUAAAAAAAAUAUUCUGAAAGAAAAAAAUGAAGUUACUGAGGAAAACAUAAAUCAAAGGAAAAAAGAAAAAAAAAGAAAAGUUCAACUUGUGAAAAAAAAAAAAAUUUUUAAGAAAAAAAAAAUUAAAAGAAGUAUUAAAAAUAAUAAUAAAUCAGUAGAAAUCAGAAAAGAAAAAUUAUCAAAAUACAUAAAAAUUAAUAAAAAUUAUAUAUUAAAAAAAAAAAAAGAAUUAAUUAAUUUGCCCUAUUCUAAUUUUGAUAGUUUAGAUUUAAUUGGAAGAGAUGGAAAUUUUUAUUUAGGUUUUGGUUAUGUAGGUUCUGAUGAUUUAACGUUAAGCACAGGAAGAGGGAAUUUAUAUAAUAAUAUAAUUGCCUUUCAAAAAUUAAAAAAUUGUAACAUACAAAAAUUAAGUGAAUUAUGUAUAGACAAACAUAAUAUUUAUGAAUAUAAUUCAUCUCCUUUUUACACGGAUUGCAUAUAUCCCCAAUGGAGAAUUGUACUUCGUUUAUAUUAUUAUUUACAAUUAUUGAAUAAAAUUUAUAAAAAAAAAAAGAUAAUAAAUAAAGGGUACUCAUUAAAACUAAAAAAUAAUGAAAUAGAUAUUUUUAAUGAUGUUAAAAAAAACAAAUUAUACGAAUUAAAAAAAAAGGAUAAGAAAAAAAAAAAAAAAAAAAAAAAAAUGAAAAAAGAUAAGAAAAAUAAAAAAAAAGAAAUAAAUGAAGAUAAUGAUGAUAAUAACAAUGAUUUUCUUUCUUCUUAUACCAAAGACAAUUUUAGUACAUUUAAUUCCUAUCAACAUAAAUGUUCACAUAAUACAGAAAAUAUAUUAGUUGAUGAAAAAAAAAAAAAAAGUAUAAAUAUGAUUAAAAAUGUUACAUAUGAAAAUGAAAAAAGUGAAAUAUGUACCCAUUCUGAUAAUAAAGAAAAACAUCAAGAAUAUGAUAAGAAAAGUAAUGAAGAAUGUGAUGAAAGCAGUUAUGAAGUUUAUGGGAACAAUGAAUAUGAGGACUAUGGUGGUAGGCACAAGUAUGAUGAACAUAGUGAGAAGGUUUAUGAUAAAUAUGAUAGUGGAACGGAAAAGUUAAAAAAAAAAAAAAAAAAAAAAAAAAAAAAAAAAAAAAAGAAAAAAGAAAAAAAAGAAAAAAAAAAUAUAAAAGAUAUAUUAAAUAAUAAAAAAUAUGUUGAGAGUUAUUUAAAUCCAUUUGUUUCAAACAAUGUUCCUUCAUCUGUUGAUGAAAACAAAUUUUUUUUCUGUCAUUUAAAAAUAGAAAUAAUAGAAGAUGAUGGAGUAAGAAUUGUUAGAAAAAAUUUAAUCAAUAACAUAACACCGACAAGAUUUAGUGUGAAUGCGAGACCAGAGAAAGGAAGAAAAAAAGUUGCUUUUAAACAUGAAGCUUUUAUUAAUAAAAGUGAAGAAUAUAUAAGUAGAAAUUCAAUUGAUAUGCCGAAUAAUUUCAUUAAUAAAAAUGUAAAGUUUGUAGGGGUUACUAAUGAUAGUGAUAAAUUUAUGAUUGAAUAUUGCAAACAAAAAAUUAUAAAAAAAGAUAAAUCUUUAUUAUGUUUAGAUAACAGGAAAUUGGUUGCUAAAAUUUGUAGUAAAAAUAAAAUACCAAUCUUAUGGAUAAGAAUUGAUAAUGAUUUUUUUAUUCUUGGAAGAAUAAGAAGAUCACAAAGUAUUAGUAUGUGGAUACAACAGUUAUUUAAUGAUAAUAAUAUUUUUUCUCAAUUAGAAUCUUCUUUUGCUUUAGCAUAUAUUCCUUUUUUUUAUUUAAACAAAAGUUUUUCCACUAAUUUUAGUGAAUAUAAAAAUAAUGAUAAUUCUCAAAAUGACAAUAAUAAUAAAAAAGAUAAUAUUGGGGAAUCCUCUAUUCAUUUUAUAAAAUCUGUAUUAAAUAAAAGCAAAUUAAAAAACAAAAAAAGUAAUUUAAAUUUUAAUAAUAUAAACGCAAAUAUUUCUUCUAAUGAUGCUUUAAAUAAUGAUCUAUUAAAUGAUAGUUUUAAUUUAGAGGAAGAUACUAGUAAAAGACAUCUGCUAAAUAAUAACAAUGAUUCUUUAAUUCUUGGAAAAAAAAAAAAUGCAAAUAAAAGCACUAAAAAAUUGAUGAAUAAUAUUAUUGAUUCUAAUUUUAUAGAUCAAAAUAAUUUAGAAAUUAAUAACGAUAAAGAAAAGUUAAUUAACAAUUUACAAAAUGAUUUUCCAAGUGAUUUAUUAAAAGAUGGAAAUCUAAGUAGUCAAACUAGUAGUUCUGGAAGUGAAUCUGGUAGUUAUUUUUCUAAUUUAACAACCUCUACUAUAGAUGAUUUUAAUGAAGAAUAUAGUAGUUCAUUAUAUAACUACACUAAUAUAAAUAAUAAAAGAAAAAUGUACAAAAAAAAAUGGAAAAAUUAUAUUUCAAUUACUAAUAUUCCAAUAAAUGUAGAAGUUAUUAAAUGUUUAUAUAAAUCUCUUACUUGUGAUUAUUUGCAUUAUUUAGUUAAAAUUAGAUGUGUUUAUUCGUUAUGCUUUAUUCAUAACAAAUAUUUAUGUACUCAAAAAAUUAUUCAAAAUUUGUUUUGUGAAUAUUUAUGUUACUUUUACGGAAAUAAUUUAAAUCAAAAAAAAUUUAUGCAUGCCUUUUAUAUUGCAAUGUCACUUUUAAGAAAUAAAAAUAACAGAACACCUAAAAUAAUUAUAUUUUUAUUAACCCAAAAAUGUGCAAAUUUUGUAUUUUCAUUAAAUUUAGAUGAUAAACAUAAAAUUAACAAGGAUUGGGAGAAUGAAAAGAAACUUAGAAUUCAACAACAUUACACUUCUUAUAAUAAGGAUGACAUUAUAUGUGACAAAACCGUUGAUACAAACUUACCAUAUAACUUAAAUCCUAAUAUAUAUGCAGAAUCAAAUUCCUUGAAUGAUUAUGAAAAUAAAAUAAAUUAUAAAAAUAUUUUAAACAUUAAUGAUAAAGAAAAUGAUUUAGAAAAUGAAAAUAAAUAUAUUUUAAAUAAUUUUGUAGACAAAGAAGACAAUGAAAUGAAUAUAAAAACGAAAAAAUUACAAAAUUGUGUAGAUGAAAAUCAUAUAGAGAAAAAUUCAAUAAAAAUUAAUGAUGUAGAAUCAUGUUAUAAUCAAAAAGUUUUCGCAAAUUCAGAAAAUAUUGAUCCAAGUAAGACAAAAAAAAACGCUCAUAAUAGUGAAAACAGUAGCAUUGACUUAAAUGAAUACUUAAAAGAAAAUAAAAAAAAAAGAUUUUCUAUAAGUAGUUUUACAAAUAACAGUGAUGAAUUUAUAGAUAACAAUAAUGUGAUAAAUAAAAUUAUUAAAAUAACACAUGAAUAUUCUUAUGAUACUAAUAAUUAUUCAUAUGAUAAUAAUAAUAAUAAUAAUAAUAAUAAUAAUAAUAAUAAUAAUAAUAAUAAUAAUAAUGGUUAUUUAAACAUUAACAAGUUAGAAAAAAAAGUAGCCUUUAAAAAAAAAAAUAAAAUUUCAUAUGUAAAAGAGACAAUUAUUGAAAAAGAAGAAGAAGAAGAUAUUAAGAUGGUUUUAGAAUGUUUAGGAAAUAUUAAGUAUAAACAAAGAAAUAUUUAUAAAGAUUUUAAUAACCUGUAUGAAUUAUCAAAUUAUUAUAGAUCAAAUAAUAAAGAAAAUUUGUUUUAUAAAUAUUUCUGUAAUUUAACUAGUAAAAAUAGUAGCUAUAAUAAAAAAAAAAAGAAAAAAGGUUAUGAUGCAUAUGAUUUUUACGAUAUAAAUAUAUAUGACAAAAAAAAAUUAGAAAAUCAUUUUUUAAAAUUAAAAAAAACAAAAAAAGAAUAUAUUGAAGAAUUAAUAAAUUUAAUAUUUAUAAUUUAUCAAUUAAAAAAAAUGUCUCCCUAUUUACAUAUUUCUGAUUGGAUUAUCAUAAUUUUAAUAAGAACUAUUAGUAGAAAUAAAAAUAUAUUGGAUAGCUUUAAAAAAAAGUUAUAUUUUGAAAAUAAGGAAUAUUUUGAUUUAUGCAAUUAUAUUCCAAGUUUUUCAAUUUCAACAAAAAUACAUCCUUCUAUAUCUUUAAAAAAUUCUUCUUUUUUUUUUGUUGAAAUUUUAAGAGCCCUUUUGCAUUUAAUUUUGGAGGGAAACAUUAGAGUUUAUCAAAUAUUUUACAAAAAUACAAAAGAAGAUUUAAAAGAAAAAAAAUGUACUUUUCUCAAUAAAAAUAUAAAUAAAAAUAAUUCAUUAAGUAGAAUAAACAAAAAAAAUUUUGAUAUCACUUGUGAAAAAGUAAAGGAGAAGGUUAUAAACGAAUCAGAUAUAUUUACAAAUAAAAAUUAUGAUGAGAAAUAUGAAUUAUUUAAUAGUGGUAAUAAUGAUGAUUAUUUUUUUAUAUCUACUUAUACCAACUAUGUAGAAAAAAAAAUGAUAUGUAGCCAUAUAUUGAACAUUUACAGUGCUUUUGAAUUUAGUUAUAAAAUUAUUAACAAGUUUCAUGAUUGUGAAUUAGAGAUGCAAAUAUGGAAUCAUAUGUAUCAAAUUCUUCUGAUAUUCCAGCAAAAAUAUCCUUUUUUCUUUUUGCCAUUUUCAAAAAAUUUCGAUAAAUACUUUAAAGAAUAUCAGAAAAAAAACUUGACUAUUUUUGAAUUUUAUUAUUUAUUAUAUGGUUUGAAUAAAAUUAAUUCGUUUGAAAAAUUUAAUUUUGGUGAAACAAAAAAAAACUUAUGUGACAAUAAUUAUGAUAGUGAAAUUUUUUAUGAUUUUAAUAUACAAAAUAUUUUUACCACAAAAAAUAAUAUUAAUUUGUUUUUUUUAAAGAAUAAAUCAUAUGGGAUUUAUAAAUAUAAUAUAAUUGGUUAUGUAAAAUUAGUAGACAUUUUAAAAUCAAUAAAAAAUUCAAAUAAAUUAAGAAAAAAUUUUAUACAAAUAACUUACAUAAAAUAUUUAGUUAAAUAUAUUCAUAAUUUUUUACGAAAAUUAAUAAUUAAUAUAUCAAAUACAAACACAAAUUAUUUUAAAAAUUCAAUUUUAUAUGAUUUGAAAAAUAUAUUUUUAUUUUUUUAUGGAUAUGGUAUCCCACCUUUUAAUUCAAAAAAGAAUGCUAAAGUUUAUAAACCUCAUUAUUCUCAAUUAAGUAAUAUAACGAGUAAAGGAGUACAAAUAAAUGACUUGAUAAAAUUUUUACGAACAUAUUAUGAUAACAAUAAAUUAUUAGAAUGGAAAAAGGUUGCAUCUGAGUUUGUAAAUGUUUUGAUGAAUAUGAAGGAACUUGAAUUGUUUAUUGACAAUCCAACCAUAUCGUUGCAUAAUUACAAUUUUGUUAAAGAAAAUACAUGGUUAACAUUAAUUAGUGCAAAAUUAAGAAAUGAUAUUUAUAAAUUACCUAUGGAUUUAAAAAGAGAUAUAGUUCUUUUAUUAAAAAAUAUUCGUUCGGUUGAUAUGUGUUCAGGUACUAACCAUUAUGAAUAUGUUAAUAAUAUUUUUACUGUAUGUUGGUUUAUAAUUGUCAAAAUAUUUCAAAAUUAUGAAAAAAGUAAAAGAAAUACUUGA